UUCACAGAUUCUUCUUCCUGUUGGUGAAACGUGAUUGUCCCAGCUGCACAGACUCAGGCCUGAGAACUGGCCAUGCCACAGAACAAACUGCACAGCUGGCUGAAUGCUGUGCUCUUUGGUCUCCUGCUUCUCCUCAUCCAUGUGCAGGGUCAGCACUCACCAGAGUCCAGCCCCAUCAGAAACACACACACGGGCCAGGUCCAAGGCAAGCUCACCCACAUCAAGGACAUUAAAUCUGGUGUCCACACCUUCCUGGGAAUUCCCUUUGCCAAGGCCCCUGUAGGACCACUGCGAUUUGCACCUCCUGAGGCCCCUGAGCCGUGGAGUGGUGUGAGAGAUGGGACCUCACAAUCAAACAUUUGUCCACAAAAUGUUAGUAUGAAUAUGGAGGGUCUGAAGGAGAUGAAGCUGACCCUGCCACCUGUCUCCAUGUCUGAGGACUGCCUGUAUCUCAAUAUCUAUGCACCAGCCCAUGCCCAUGAGGGCUCUCACCUGCCUGUGAUGGUAUGGAUCCAUGGCGGUGCACUCACUGUAGGCAUGGCUUCCAUGUAUGAUGGCUCCAUGCUGGCAGCCACUGAGGAUGUGGUGGUGGUCACGAUCCAGUACCGCCUGGGUGUCCUUGGCUUCUUCAGCACUGGAGAUCACCAUGCCAGGGGAAACUGGGGAUACCUGGACCAAGUGGCUGCCCUACGCUGGGUCCAGCAGAACAUUGCCCACUUUGGAGGCAACCCUGACCUUGUCACUAUUUUUGGCGAGUCAGCAGGAGGCUUGAGUGUGUCUUCUCAUGUUGUGUCCCCCAUGUCCAAAGGACUCUUUCACAGAGCCAUCAUGGAGAGUGGAGUAGCUCUGAUGCCUGGAACCAUAUUUAACUUCUCUGAGAUGGUUUACCAAAUGGUGGUCAAGCUCUCUGGAUGUGAGGCCAUGGACCCAGAGUCCCUGGUGCACUGUUUGAGAGGCAAGAGUGAAGAGCAGAUUAUGGUCAUUAGCAAGGAGUUCCAGAUGAUCCCUGCUGUGGUGGAUGGAGAAUUCCUACCCAACCAUCCUCAGGAGCUGUUGGCCUCUGCUGAUUUCCACCCUGUCCCCAGCAUAAUUGGUUUCAACAAUGAUGAGUAUGGUUGGAUCGUCCCCAAAGUCAUAGGCUCUGCUCAGACAAUAAAAGGAAUAACCAGAGAGAACCUGCAGGCUUUUCUGAAGGAUACAGCACCACAAAUGAUGUUGCCUCCUGAGUGUAGUGAUCUGUUGAUGGAAGAGUACAUGGGGGACAUUGAGGACCCCCAGACCCUCCAAGCACAGUUCACAGAGAUGAUGGAAGACUUCAUGUUUGUGAUCCCUUCUCUCCAAGUAGCGCGUUUUCAGCGUUCCCAUGCCCCUGUCUACUUCUAUGAGUUCCAACAUCAAUCCAGCUUUCUCAAGGAUAUCAGGCCACCCCACGUGAAGGCUGACCAUGGAGAUGAGGUUCCUUUUGUUUUUGGUUCCUUCUUCUGGGGCAUGAAACUUAACCUCACUGAGGGGGAAAAGCUGCUAAACAGGAGAAUGAUGAAGUACUGGGCAAACUUUGCAAGAUAUGGAAACCCCAACAGCAACAGUCUACCCUACUGGCCUGUGUUUGACUAUGAUGAACAGUAUCUGCAACUGAACACCCAGCCUGCUGUGGGACGAAUCCAGAAGGCCAGAAAGCUGCAGUUCUGGACCAAGACUCUUCCCCAGAAGAUCGAGGAGUUAAAGAGAGCUCAAAACAGGCACAAAGAACUAUAAUGCCCUGUGUGAGGAAUGGUAUGUUAUGUUGGCUGCUGAUGGAGUCAGCUUCAGGUUCCCAGAACACAUUGAGGAAUCUGACUUGUUUCUAACAUUCACAUAACCUCUGUGCUUGUCUGUUCUUCUCCAUUUAUCACAUAUCCUCUGCAAGUGACUCUUUAUCCUGCUGGGUCAUCUUUUGUUAGACCCAUUCAAUAAGUGUUCCCCUCCCAGUGGAUUUCUGAACCCCAUAAUACCCCAUCUCCUUUCACACUCCACUGGGACUAAUGCCUUUCCUUUCUUCUUUCCUUACUUCACCUCUCAUCCUCACUGUCCUCUUCUCUAUCUAUGACCAAAAUAGUUUUUAAGUAGAGCAAAAGCUUUGGGGAAACAUUGAUAUGAUUCUCCAAACAGCCCAUAUCACAGGGGUGGGCUGUGUCAAAAUCACAUGCUCUCUCUCAUCAGCUUCAUACUUUUGGAGACCAUGAAUUCCAAGGUUAAGAUACUAACAGGUUUGCUAUACAUGCUCUCUAGCCCAAAAAUGGUACCUGUGUUCUCACUGAGUAGAUUGGACACUUAACAAUCCUCCAAUAGGCCUACCUCUUAAUAUCAUCACAUUGGAGUUUAGGUUUCAAUAUAGAAAUAUGACUCAUAGAUAUUUUCAAAACAUAGCAUGUAGAGGUUCCCAACUUGAUCACUAGAUUUGAAAACAUCUAAAAGUGUCUCUAUCUACUGUGUUUGUAAACUUUGCCUACAGUUUAUUUGAAGAUAAUCUGUCCGUUUGUCAUUUGUUAA
This is a messenger RNA of Rattus rattus (black rat), 2529 nucleotides long. Its product is annotated as acylcarnitine hydrolase-like. The coding region runs from base 73 to 1755 and encodes 560 amino acids. Gene Ontology annotation, molecular function: carboxylic ester hydrolase activity. Lineage: Eukaryota; Metazoa; Chordata; Mammalia; Rodentia; Muridae. The transcript is spliced from 12 exons. Gene Ontology annotation, cellular component: intracellular membrane-bounded organelle. The record is from RefSeq and is a predicted model, not a curated record.